GACGCGGGCUGUCGGCCGCCGGGCGCGGGGCGUGCCGAGCGGCGCCACCAGUUUGGAUCUAUAAAACUCUAUCUUUCGUUCUAACGUCAUUAGUCACCAUUGGCUGCUUCAUCAUAUGUCGCGCGGCACCGGGCCGAGCCGCCCGCCUGCAUUAAUGCCGCAAACCUGAUUUGUGGCCUGUAUCGGCGGCGACGGCGGCCGGUUCGGAGGCGCAGCGGCGCCCGGCGGCCGCGACCCCAUGGAGGGCUACCAGGUGCGGACGCCCGGCCUGGCCGACGACAGGGACAAGCGCAAGGUGGACGACUUCUCGGGCCUGUACGGCCUGGACAACACGCUCCGGCCGCACCCAGAGCACGCAGGAGGCGAGGGAGCGUUCAAGAAGCUGAAGACGGAGGGUGGCUCGGGCGGCGUGGCUGCCGGCCACAGCCCCACCACGUCCGCCUGCCCGACACCUGCCCGCAGGCGACACCGCACCACCUUCUCACAGGAGCAGCUGCAGCAGCUGGAGGCGGCGUUCGCCAAGUCACAUUACCCCGACAUCUACUGUCGGGAGGAACUAGCCAGAACCACCAAACUCAAUGAGGCACGCAUUCAGGUAGCGCCAGCAGCGCCGCCAGCAGCCGGCCGUCCGCAUGGCGCCGUGGAGUGA
Molecule: messenger RNA, 649 nt
Organism: Pollicipes pollicipes
Lineage: Eukaryota; Metazoa; Arthropoda; Thecostraca; Pollicipedomorpha; Pollicipedidae
Product: paired mesoderm homeobox protein 2-like
Exons: 4
Coding region: 239-649 (136 amino acids)
Biological process (GO): regulation of transcription by RNA polymerase II
Molecular function (GO): DNA-binding transcription factor activity, RNA polymerase II-specific; RNA polymerase II transcription regulatory region sequence-specific DNA binding
Source: RefSeq, a predicted model, not a curated record